Molecule: messenger RNA, 1896 nt
Organism: Penicillium pulvis
Lineage: Eukaryota; Fungi; Ascomycota; Eurotiomycetes; Eurotiales; Aspergillaceae
Exons: 4
Coding region: 1-1896 (631 amino acids)
Source: RefSeq, a predicted model, not a curated record
AUGAAAUCAGAAGCCGAACCGGACCCUAGGGAUGACUCCGACCUUGAUGAUGAUUCUGAGCUGGAGGAUGAGCACUCUGCCACGCAGGAUGCUGAAUGGGACCUUGAGGAUAUUGAACUUAUGACUGCGCAACAGUCUUUUGCUUCCGAUACUUUGCCCAACGAAUCCGUGAAUACUUUUGCGAAUGAAGUUCCCAUUUGCUCUGGGGGCUUCUCCGCAGGAAACAAUACGUCCUACGAGAAUGUUCAAUUCUCAGACUACCUGAAUCAGGUUGAGUAUUUUCCUUUGCCAACCUAUCCUGCGGGAAUGCCUAGAGUGAACCCCGUCAGUUUGUUCGGAGAAAUGGUCUCAGAUGUCCCGGUACUGUUCGACAGUGCCAAUCAAGGCGUACAAGAUGCCGAUCUGCCCAGGCCUAUUGCUCCUUUGGACUACAACCCAGGAGGUCGCCACCCAAUCAUACCCUACACGAUCAUACCUCCUGAACAGAUGUACCAGAACCGGCCAUACUUGCCACUCCUGGACCCCCAAGUGUCAGCUCCGGCACAGCGCCUUGUGAAACGAGAAGAUGGUCAGCAGCCGCGGCAGCUUUCCCAAGUUCCUAUGUUUGAAGGCCGUAGACAAGCUCCCUUGUUCCAAGGCCGUGGAUUUCAAAUUUCGCCUCGAGAGCCAGGACUUACCAAUGCUGAGCGAUACCAAGAGGACUACUUUUGGGCUCAAGAGCAGGUUGAACUCAAACGGAACCAGGAGCUUUACAAUGAAGGCCACCUCUAUCAAAAACCUCGCUUCCAAUUGCCGAACUUCGACGUGGAACCACCAGUCCUUGAUAGUGAUCCGCCGCCUUUCAAAGAACUUGUCUUUACGGCGGCUCGUGAAAUGUGUCAGGAAAGGAGAGCUGAGGCUGAUCUUGUCCAGCCCUCUACUCCUAAGCCCCGCAAACAACAACCCGCCUAUGGCACUCCUGAUAAUGAGACCCAGAAUGCCCCGAAAACAUACCCUCCCAAGCAGGCCAUGGCCCACAGAGAGGACAAACGGCGCAGAAAGUCUGAUUUCGUAUUCAAGAAGUAUGCGAGUUUCGACAUUAAAAAGGAUGUGGCCCAACUUGCGAGUAGCCUGAAGGAGACUGCAGAAAAUGUGAAAUUGAACCCGGGAACCACUGUGUCUAAGCCCUUUUCUGCCAAGUCGGUAGAGGAAAUCGGUGCAUUCCACUAUUCCCUACGAGAUUCUACUGUGGCAGCUCGUCGGAGAUCGGACCCAGUGAAUCUCGAUUCGGUCCGCUGGGAGAGAAGCAUGGGCGGUUCGACUAUGGACAAGCAAUCUUCACCAGAUGCAAAGCCUCAUGAUACACCGUCGCCGGGACAAGAUGAUUCAUCCUCAGGGCAAGAUAGUCCAACGCCAAAGCGCAAGAAGGUUCGCGUUGAACUCCAAACGCUCAAAAGAAAAGUUCCGGCUACAACCCGCAACACCAGCAAAAAGACUCCGGUUUCCGAGCGUACUGCUAGCAAAAAGGCUAAGUGCAACAAUCCAAGCGUUGACAGAGCUCGGUUGCAGACACCACCAAUCAGAAAGAUCAGGACGAGGCAGUCACUUCCCAAUAGCUGGGCAGAGGCCUCUGCGUCAGACAUCUUGAUGUUCGAGCUCAGAAAGCAAGGCGCGGACUUCCCAGCAAUCACCGAGACUUUGAGAGCAACAUGUGACUUGAAUUAUCUCUCAAGGACCCUUCGCAAUCGCUACUGGAAAAUUGAAACGAGCAUCGGUAAAAUGCCGGACAAUCUCCAACCCAUGACGAAAGAUGAUGUUAAAGACGAGAAGGAGGAUGUGCCCGAGGAAGCGGACGAAGAUACUUCCGGCCUGUCUACUCCCAAGCCCAACCAGGAAGAGAACACCUGGUACUUUUAG